UGCAAUCUUUUUAUUUUUUGUUGUUCAAUUACUUUGCUUUUCGUUCUUUCUUUUAUAAUUUUUAACCAAUUUUAGAUUUUCUGUUAGUUUUGUAAAAAAUUGAGUGAAAAAACAAUAAAUAAGAAAAUUUUACAAAAGUUUUAAAUUGGUGUAUUGGCAUUUUAAUGCUAUAAAACAACAAAAUGUCGAAAAAUAAAUCACAUUCAAUGGCGACCGGAGAAACAAAUUUAAUCGAAGUGAAAUCAAAGUUUGAUGCCGAAUUCCGUCGCUGGAGCUUUAAACGGCAUGGCGACUUGCAAAAUUUUGAAGAUUUCUCAGCGCUUAUUGAGAAAUUGCAUAGACUGCACACAAUACAAUUCAUUAUUUUAUACAUUGACCCACGUGAUAACGAUCUGUUGCCAAUUAAUAAUGAUGACAACUUUGGUAGAGCGUUGAAAAUUGCCAGACCUUUGUUGCGCAUCAUUGUCCAACGUAAAGAUGAUUUGGAAGAGUUCCCCGGUUUUGGCACAAUGAAACCACGUAAUAAUCUAAUCAGCAGUAUACUGGGACAAACUCCUGUGAAAACAAAACUACCAACAAUAUCGAUACCGCAUGAUUUCCGUCAAGUAUCGGCUAUAAUUGAUGUUGAUAUUGUACCAGAGACACAUCGUCGUGUGCGUUUACUGAAGUAUGGUAGCGAUAAGCCAUUGGGAUUUUACAUAAGAGAUGGUACGUCUGUGCGCGUAACUGCAAACGGUUUAGAGAAACAACCUGGCAUUUUCAUAUCGCGACUCGUGCCUGGUGGUCUUGCUGAGAGCACUGGACUUUUGGCCGUCAACGAUGAGGUUAUAGAAGUGAAUGGCAUUGAAGUGGCUGGUAAAACACUGGAUCAGGUCACCGACAUGAUGGUGGCAAAUAGUUCUAAUCUAAUAAUUACGGUGAAACCGGCAAAUCAGCGUACACUUACCUCACCACGUCGCGGUUCAUUCUCACGCAACAGUCAAUUAUCGAGCGGUUCACAUCAUACCAAUCAAACUAAUACAUCGGAUGAAAAUGAACAGGAUGAGCAAGAUGAAAUCGUCGAUUUGACCGGCGUAACACUGGAUGAUCACAACAAUGUUGCUGCGCAGCCACAACAACAAUCGACGGUACCUUCACCGGCACUGAUAAUUACGUCGCAACAUCACCAAACGGCAUCAACAGCUUCAACAAUUGUCGGCGGCGGUGGUGGUGAGUCCAAAGACGGUGUACUACAUCUUUGAAUCGCAAAGUAAAGUAAUUAAAAAAAGAAAAAAGAAUGACGCAAAAAGACAAAGUUGUUAUGGCAAAGGACAAGCGUUAGCUUCAGUUCGAACAAAGCGGAAAUGCAAACAAAAAAAAACUAAAUAUUUUGCAAAAAUUUCCGAGUCUAUAAAAAUCUAAGCAAUCUUAGGCAUAACAAAAAGACACAUAUACACAUACACACAAAUUUUCAUAUGCUUCACGUUAAAUUUUAUUUCUACAUACUUAAAUAGUACUUUAUUUAAUUAUAAAUUAAUGUGUAAAGUGUUGUGUUAUGAAUGCGUUUGACGUUUACGUCGGUAUUGUUUCUCCAAAUUUAUUGUUUACAAAUUAUAUACAUACAUACAUGUACGUCAACGCAUUUUAACUGAACAUACUGUAUUAUUAGGUACAUAUACACAUUUACAUAUUUACAUAUCUGCGUAUGCAUUGUUAAUAAUUUUUAAUCAUGUUUUAUUGUAGUGGUCGUCCUGCUUAUUUUCAUAUACACAUUUACUUACAUACAGUUAAAUUUAGUGUUAAAUUGUCUGUUACGCGUACAAUGUGUUUUUUGGUAAAAAUUAAAUGCUCGUAUCUAUUCCGACAGUGUUAACAAUGCAGCUACACGGACAUUCUCACAUUCCAAGAAAAAAAAACAAGAAUUUUGUGUUUUUAUGUAAUUUGUGCAAAAACUUUUUUGUUUGCACUGUAUGUAUGAGUUUUGAUGAGUUACACGAAAUUCCAAUUUUGUUGCUGUUCCAUUAAAUUUCGAAAAAAAAACAAGUUACUUGAAGUGGUUUAAUACAUAAAAUGUAACCAAUUUAGGAAGGCAAAACAAAAAAAAAAAAUACAAAUUAAUUUAACGUCACUGCUAAUUUGAAGCCUAUACUCAAUUUACAUGUAAACGAUCAAUUGUGAUGUGUGAAAAAUGGUCACAAAAGAAGGUUAAAAAUAAUACUACUUUUUUUUACAAUUUUAAGAAGUGAAAUAUAGUGAAAAUAUGCUAAUCGGUACUAUAGUACAUCAAACGAGUUUUAAAGUAACCAAAAGUCGGUUUAUUCUGUGCGUGAGUUGUUUUGUAAGAUACUUCCAUUAAAAAAAAACUUUGCUCAAUCUUAAAAUCUAUAAAUAAAAAAAAUUCUCAAGUUUUUAGAAAUACAUUUAUGUGUAAAAUCAAAUCAAAUUUUUUUAAUUCAAAAAUAUUAAAAACUCAAUGGCCUUCAAAUUAGCUAACAUAAUUAGCAACUAGUGUAUUCAAAAAAAAAAAAAAAAUAGAAAAGAAAAAAACAAAAAACGUACUAAGCGUAAAACAUCAAUUUGCAUGUGUCUUAUAGUCUAUUAGUAAACUAAAGUACUUAUACACAAUAUACUAUACGUCCUAUAUAAAUAUAUACACAAACAUACCAGUAUAUAACAACUAAGACAGUUCAGUCCUAUUUUAUGCUCGUCCACUAGUAGUUAGUUACAUACGUACAUACAUACAUACAAAUACGACUUUUUAAACUUACCCAAAUCUAUUGCAUACCGAACUAUUGCAGUUGUCAAAUAUUUUAGCGUAAAUAGCAAACCACUCAAAAGACUUGUCGAUUUAUGCCUUCAUAGUUAAUGUUUUUUACCGCAAGAAAAACAAUUUACCUUGUUAGAUAAAAUGAAAAAUUAUGCAAAUUUCGUAAGACACACAUUUUAGAAAUAUUUAUUUAAAAUUUUGCGCUUAAAAAUUGUCGAAAGUCGAAUAAUGGUUAAACGAAAACAAAAAAAAUAUUCCUUAUGAAAUACAAACACAUUUUAUACAUACAUAAAUACACAACUAUAUAGAAUAUAGUUCUACAAAAUGCAUUUAAGCGGCAAGUGGAAUUGUAUUUUUUUUUUUGUUUAAUAAAGCCCCGUGGUGGCAACAAAUAUUGACUUGA
This is a messenger RNA of Zeugodacus cucurbitae (melon fly), 3149 nucleotides long. It is a transcript of the gene par-6, whose product is annotated as partitioning defective protein 6. The record is from RefSeq and is a predicted model, not a curated record. The coding region runs from base 183 to 1241 and encodes 352 amino acids. Lineage: Eukaryota; Metazoa; Arthropoda; Insecta; Diptera; Tephritidae. The transcript has 5 exons. Gene Ontology annotation, molecular function: protein binding. Gene Ontology annotation, biological process: centrosome cycle.